This is a messenger RNA of Arabis nemorensis, 861 nucleotides long. The record is from the annotation of a GenBank genome assembly. NCBI's taxonomy places the organism in Eukaryota, Viridiplantae, Streptophyta, Magnoliopsida, Brassicales, Brassicaceae.
AUGGCGAGCUGUGUGAAUUCUCCGGCGAUUACUCUGUGUCCGCCACGUGUCUCUCCUUCGAAGUCACUCCGCUGCAGCACCGGCUUUAACAAAUCCGUUUCGCGGUCAUCAUUUUCGUCCACCCGAAACGCCGUACUCUCUCUUCGCCGGAAGCAAACCGCCGCUACGUUUCAGGUUAUGGCUGUGGCGGCGGAAGAAGCGGAGCCUUUGAGAAUCAUAAUAUCAGGAGCUCCAGCUUCAGGUAAAGGUACACAAUGCGAGCUCAUUACUCAGAAAUACGGUUUAGUCCAUAUCUCAGCCGGAGAUUUGCUUCGAGCUGAAAUUGAUUUGGGUAGCGAAAACGGAAGACUUGCUAAAGAAUAUAUGGAGAGAGGGGAACUGGUUCCUGAUGAAAUACUUGUAAAGAUGGUAAAAGAAGCUUUGUCGAAGCAAAACGGAUGGCUUUUAGACGGAUAUCCGAGGAGUUCAUCGCAAGCAAAAUCCCUCGAGAGAUUUGGAUUCAAGCCUGAUUUGUUCAUUCUACUUGAAGUACCUGAAGAAAUUCUUGUUGAAAGAGUAAUUGGACGUAGAUUAGAUCCUGUCACUGGAAAGAUCUAUCACCUUAAGUAUUCUCUUCCAGAGACCCAAGAGAUCGCUGCUAGACUUACUCAACGGUUUGAUGAUACUGAAGAAAAGGUGAAACUGCGGUUGAAGACGCAUAACCGAAAUGUGAGAGAUGUGUUAUCGAUGUACCGAGAUAUAACGGUUAAGAUUAAGGGAGAUUGUUCGAAAGAGGAAGUGUUUGGUCAGAUCGAUAAGGCUCUAACCAAACUGGUUCAACAGAAGAAGAUUAGUAGUUCAAACCCUUCACUUGCAAGCUGA